AUGUAUUUUUUUCUCUCUUUCACUCUUUCCUUUAUUUUCCCUCCCUUCCUCCCCCGCCUCUCUCUCUCUUUCUCUCUCUCUCUCUCUCUCUCUCUCUCUCUCUCUCUCUCUCUCUUAGAUUUCAUUCCUUCAUUUUCUCCACCUUUCUUUAAAGUACAGCUAAUAUUCUCAAAUGAAUACCGGUUAACAAGCUUUUCCUCUCCCUUUUAUUUGCUCUCUCUCUGUCUCUUUCUCUGUCUCUUUCUCUCUCUCUAUCUAUCUAUCUAUCUAUCUAUCUAUAUUCGUCGUUGCUCACAUGUUCAGUAUUCUUAUUUUCUUUCUUUAUUCUUUUUUCUUUUUCUUUUCUUCUCUUUAUCUAACCGAUUUCGACAUCUUUUCUUCGCAUUUACCCUAUCACUCAAUUUUUACAUCUACUUUUCCCUUUCACUCUUCACUAACCCUAUCUAUCUAUCUAUCUAUCUAUCUAUCUAUCUAUCUAUCUAUCUAUCUAUCUAUCUUAUCCUUCUACGUAUCUCAAUCUGUUCAUUAUCUAUCUAUCUAUCUAUCUAUCUAUCUAUCUAUCUAUCUAUCUAUCUAUGUGUCUCUCAUUUUUCAUUCAUCUCUUCCCCAUCUUUGAUGUUUUUUUUUCCUUCUCUGUCCUUUCUUUUCUAUUUCUUUUUCAUAUUAUCCUUUACUUUCUCUCCUUUUCUUUCGUUCGUUUAA
Messenger RNA from Acanthosepion pharaonis, 702 nucleotides. Lineage: Eukaryota; Metazoa; Mollusca; Cephalopoda; Sepiida; Sepiidae. The record is from the annotation of a GenBank genome assembly.